AUGUCCGAGAUCACUAAUGAAACUUCCGGAGAGGGCACUUUGACUAACAACAUUCAAGAUUAUGGGUAUGAUGUUACCAACCAUCUCUCUCUCUUUCUAUGUGUUGCAAACUAUGAGAAACUUCAUCCAGGUUGGAGUCAUUUAGCUCUGUUUACUGUAGCUGUGGAGCAUACAAAUCCAAAGAAAUCGAAGUCUUCAGAUACGGUUCACCAGUUUUGGAAGAAAGAGCAUGAUUGGGGAUGGAAACAGUUUAGUGAGUUACCAAGAUUACAUGAUGGAUUCAUAAAUAAGUUUGGUGAUCUUGUAUUUAAAGCUCAAGUUCAAGAAGGAACUUGUUAGAGUUUAUUUCAAAUCUGUAGAGGAAAAGUUCCGGAGCUUUGUGGAAGAGAAAAGAAGCAAGUUUGUGAAGUUGUUUGACGACAAAACCCGAUGGAGGAGCUUAUGUGCCUUUGGUUAAAGAUGAAACCAACUUCGAGGCUCGAGAUGUCUCGAGAGAAUAAGGAUGUGAUUCUAAAACUAGUUGUGAAACACUUCUUCAUCAAGAACGAACUUACAUCCACUUUGGUGAUGGACUUCUUGUUUUAUGGGUUAAAGUCUCUUAAAGAGAAUAAGAGCCAUUUAGAAAGACUUGUAAAAGUGGUUGUGAAAGAAUUGAUCCGCAGUAACCAAGUUGAGUCCGCUAUGAAGAGUCUUGAAGACUCCACUAAGAAUGACAGAGAAAAUGAUGACAAAGAACUCGCUUUGAGCACUCUUGAUGAAGACGAAACUAAGACUGAGAGAACAACUGAUGCCAAUAAGUUUCCAGCUGUAAUUGCUAACGUGGACAAUGAUAUGUGUAUUGUCAAAGAACCGAUGUUACUUCUAAAGAGAUUUGUUCUUGCGCCAUUGCCUGAAAUGGGUUCUCCAAAGCUUGUGCAGCUUAGGAGUGCUGCAUCACAGAAUGAUAUGGAGCCCGAUGAGAAGCAAUUAGCUGAUUUUGGUAGAUUGGCUUUGGAGGUAUUUGUUCUUGACCAUAUCUUCUGCAACAAAAUUGAAUUCGCAUACGAAGACGCUAUUGCAUUGGAUAGGCAGGAAGAGCUUAUUCAUGAAGAAGAGCUUAUAGAUAAAGUAAAAAAAUGUUUUGUUGGGAAAAAAAAAUGA
Molecule: messenger RNA, 1140 nt
Organism: Camelina sativa (false flax)
Lineage: Eukaryota; Viridiplantae; Streptophyta; Magnoliopsida; Brassicales; Brassicaceae
Source: RefSeq, a predicted model, not a curated record